AACCCCCGAACUCGCCCUUACGGUCGGACGAGUGACUGUUUUGAGUUUUGGACGGACUGUGAGUUUGUGAGAGAGAUGGAGCUCAGCGAAUCGAAUGAGGUAAAAAGGCUGUCAGAACUGACUCCUGAAGACUUCCAGGAGUUUUGUACUACACUGAGGAGCCGAGGGUUGUUGAAGGAAGGAAGUUACACCGAACCGUCGCAGGUGGUGGAAGUCCUGCGUUCCUCGCUGGGCGUCCGCGAAACUCUCGCCUCGAUACAGUCUUCACUGGGUCGCCUCCUGGAAAAUAUAUCGUUUGAACCAUCCAACGUUCCGAAAAAGAGGCCUACGGAGAGGCACGAGUUGUCCUCUGAUCUUCAUCAGCUGAUGGAUGAUCUUGAAAAGGACCAAGUCUUGAGUCCCACAGAAAGAGAACACAUAUUGAAGAACCCUGACCUUAGAGAAAUAGUUCGAUGUCUCUUUGCUCUGGCAGAACAGAAAGGCCCUGAAGCAAGCGAGAAGGUGACACGUUUCUUAGUCCGGAACAAAUAUUUUUUCGUUACAAUCCAUGGGGACCACCGAGCAAAGAUUCUACACAUGAAGUCUAGGAUCGUGUCUGAUGUGUCUUCCUCGGUUCUACGUCAACUGUUGGAUGACCUUGUAAAGGAGUUUGUCUUGAGUCCCAUUGAGGCAGAAAAGAUAUCAAAGAAUCCUGACCACAGAGAAAGUGCUCGGUCUCUGAUGAAUCUGGUCCUACAGAAAGGUCAAGAGGCAAGCAGGAAGAUGCUGCUUUUCUUAAAGCUGAGAGAUCCAAGAUUUGAUGACAGUUGGGGUGACCAUCAAGCAAAGUUUAGAUACAUACAACGUAGUAGGAUUUCUUUCUAUGGUCUACAUCAACUGUUGGAUUAUCUUGAAAAGGAGGAUGUCUUGACUCCCACAGAAAGAGAAGAGAUAUUUAAAAAUCCUACACGUGAAACAAUUCUUAGGUCUCUGAUUGAUCUCGUCGUACAGAAAAGUCAAGAAGCCAGCAGGAAGAUGCUGCUUUUCUUAGAGCUGAGAAAUCCUGAAUUAGAAGAAAAUAAUGACCCUGAAAACGAUGAUCUACACAUGAGGUAUUGGUUCGAGUCUGAUCUGUCUUCCUCGGUUCCACGGCAACUGUUGGAUGACCUUGUAAAGGAGAAUGUCUUGAGUCCCAUUGAGGCAGAAGAGAUAUCAAAGAAUCCUGACCACAGAGAAAGUGCUCGGUCUCUGAUGAAUUUGGUCCGACAGAAAGGUCAAGAGGCAAGCAGGAAGAUGCUGCUUCUCUUAAAGCUGAGAGAUCCACGUCAUCAUAGGAUUUGUGAUAAUUCGAUGGAGCCAAACUGGGGCAUGUCCAGUGGUCCCAGUGGAACAUGGAAGAUGGACAUGGAGCCAUCAGCGACUGGUCACAGAGCAAAAACAAGAUUUGAGCAGGCAGAGCGGCUCACUGGAAGCACAACACUUACUGAAGAUGAAUGGACUAUGCUUGAACCAAUAGUGAGCCAUCUUGAUGGUCCUUGGUACAGGAACGUGGAGCCAUCAGCGACUGGUCACAGCGAAAAAACAAAAUUUGAGCAGGCAGAGCGACUCACUGGAAGCACAACACUUACUGAAGAUGAAUGGACUAUGCUUGAACCACUAGUGAGCCAUCUUGAUGGUCCUUGGUACAGCUUCCAGUGUGGACCAGGUAAAUUUGAAUGCAGUUUGUCGAGCCUGCGCUGGAUUUGUACGGACACAAUGAGCUUCAAGUACCGCUUUGAGCCUUGGUGGGAACACAAGGACAAACUGGAGGCCAUACAUUACAUAGCCGGAGGCCCCCUACUGGACAUCUCAGUGGAUGAGGGACAGUUUGAUGACGUGUAUCUGCCACAUUGGAUCUGCACAGCUGCUAAUUCUUCCCUUUUGGAGCACUUUGCAGUUCUGCGUGUGGAUGAUGAUGGGUAUAUUUUAGAAAAAAACUGCGAGGUCACAUCAUCACACGUCAGGCUACCGCACCCAAUUUUCUCUGUAAAAGGUGUGAUCAUCAGGUUUUCGCACUUGCUCGGCAUUUCGUUGCCCAUGAAGUGCAAGGUGUUGAUAUAUAAGACCAAAAAAACCUUCCUGACGCUGCAUGUUCAUGUGAUCCUGUGUGACCCCGCUCUUGAAAAGGAACUGGACAAGGAGACUUACGUGAAGAUUGAGAAACCUCACCCCGAGGAACCCAUGAAACUGGAUGAGCAAUUCUCCCUCAAAGUCGAUGUUGACAGUGCAAAAAUAUACCCAAAUAAAUUAAGGCUCAAACACGAGAGUGACCCAAAUUUCUUUGAGGUGUACGUCAAGAGCCCGGGGAGUGAAUUCACUCUCAUGCUUGAAAGUGCAGCUGGAGAAGUGUGGAGAUGUGAGAUCCGACAGAAUGACUACGAAAAUGCAACACCUAUUGGGCCUGAUUGUGUUCAGGUGCUGUUGAGAGUAAGGGGAGAGUUUGUGCAGCGGAUCAGCGAGGAAGUAAUGUACCAGUUGUUGGAUGACCUUCUGGGUAAUGGGGACCUGAACGAUGGUGAGAAAGACGCAAUCAUACAGAAAUCCCCGAUUUGUGCGGGGAAGGCGCGGGAACUGAUUGACAGUGUGAGAAAGAAAGGAGAAGCGACUUCCAGGAACAUGAUCGUUUACCUACAGCAGAGGGACCCGACACUUUCCACUAAGCUGGGGCUACCUCUUUUUUAAUGACGUUGGCCAAAGUAAAAAAUAAAAAAUGAAUCUGCUAAGAUAGGCUCCAGCUUACCCCCGCGACCUUAAUAAGGAUAAUUGUUCAAUCAAAAAUGGAUGGAUGUACAAGUUUGUUCAAUCCCCACCUUCUACCAUCCUAGUCACGUCCGUUGUGUCCUUGGGCAAGACACUUCACCCUUGCUCCUGAUGGGUGCUGGUUAGCGCCUUGCAUGGCAGCUCCCGCCAUCAGUGUGUGAAUGUGUGUGUGAAUGGGUGAAUGUGGAAAUAGUGUCAAAGCGCUUUGAGUACCUUGAAGGUAGAAAAGCGCUAUACAAGUAUAACCCAUUUAUCAUUUAUUUAGCCUGUCAAUGAGCUGGGUCAUUGUGCGUUAGCUUUAAGCUAGCGGCAUUAGAGCCAACCUUCAUCCUGUAUAAUUGUAUUGCUUUUUGAUUUUUAUUCCAAACUGUAUUCUUAAUUAUACAUGAUUAUUACAUGUAUGUGCACUUCAUGUGUAUAUUGAUGUACUUUCCUUUGUGUGCUUAGUUUUACAGGGACUACUUUACGGAGAAUAUCAAUUGUCAUUUGUAAAAAAAAGGACUAUUAACUAGGGGUGCACAACUAAAAACAAAAACAUUCACAUCCGAAACACGAUUCUUAUUCAUUCUGAUUCUAAAUCACUUCAUAUUCUUAAAAAAAUUAUUAAAAAAAACAAAACAUCUAUGUGCUUUUUAUAAGAAUCAACUUUUAAAAAUAUGUUUUCAGGCCAUCUUCAUGCAACCAAAAGCAGCUUUUCUAACCUGUAACCUGUUUUGAAAAAGUUUCAUUGUAAUUAUUAUACCGAAUAAUACAUUGCGAGAAUCAGUUUGGUUCGAGAAUCGUGUUAAAUCGAGAAACCAAUUCCCAGGAAUUGGUUUCUCUUGCAAAUUAUAUGAUGACAUGUUGACCAGGUCCCUAGCAAUACCCCCACUGCCCCAAGUAUAUAGGCAAUCUGAGGGAAAUACUGUAUAUAUUUACUUAAUAAAGGGGAAAAAGAGAGCACUCAGAGAGAACUCCAGCUAAUUAGUGAUUACUCGACCCCCAAAAAAUGUCUGCGGGCUCUAGAGCGUUUUCUGUUCAGGCUCCAGUACUCUAGAAUGCCCUGCUGGUAACAAGUAGAGAUGCUACCUCAGUAGAAGCAUUUAAGACCCAUCUUAAAACUCAUUUGUAUACUAUAGACCCCUUUUUAGACCAGUUGAUCUGCCGCUUCUCUUUUGUGCUCUGCCCCCCUAUCUUGUGUAAAGAGGUUCUACAGGCCACAGAUCAAUUUCCACGGUGGAGGUGCUAGCCUUUUCAAGUCGGGACCCGGGUCUGUUUGUGUCCAUUUUGAUUUUUUUUUUUUUUUAAAUGGAUUCCUGCUGGAAUGUGAAAGCUGUAGUCAAUUUUAUCAGACACGUCUGUGUCAUUAUGUUUUAUAGUUUAAGUUUAUUUCAAACAUGCUUAAACUUACAACUUGAAACAUCACAAUUUUCAUGUUCUCUUUUCAAUAUGUUUGAAAAGGAGCAUCCACCGCUUUUCCAUUUUUAUAGUAAUUGCUAACACAUUUGUUUACUUCCUGUUCUCAAUUUGUACACCAUUUACUCCAUAGAUAAUACAAUCCAAAAAAACAAAACAAUAAUGAUAAAUAAAUAGUAAAGUAAAUUGUAAUUCACAUAUUGAGAUGAAUAAGAGUGUCUAAUUUUCAAUAAAUUCUGAAUAUUUAUCAGGAUUCCUCUUUGUACUUUAUAAACACUUGGUGUUUGAACAGUUUCUUGAACUGGAUCAGACUAGUACUUUGACUUCUUCUAAAGGUCUUAAGUGUUGUACAUGCAUACAAUUGUUUUAAACUACAUGUUUUCUCUACAUAUUCGCAUCAACCACAAACAUACUAAG
Messenger RNA from Entelurus aequoreus (snake pipefish), 4590 nucleotides. RefSeq lists its product as uncharacterized. The record is from RefSeq and is a predicted model, not a curated record. Gene Ontology annotation, biological process: regulation of apoptotic process. The coding region runs from base 76 to 2700 and encodes 874 amino acids. Lineage: Eukaryota; Metazoa; Chordata; Actinopteri; Syngnathiformes; Syngnathidae. The transcript is spliced from 16 exons.